AUGAAACAAUUUGCUAUUUUAUUAUUGGUUGCUCUUUUGGGUAUGCUUUUAACUUUGGCAUCUGCAAACUCUAAUGAUAGAUGCACUCAAUUAGCUAAUGCUGUCUUUGAUCAAUGUAGAGAAGGUCAUGAUUAUAGAACCAUAUUUUAA
Messenger RNA from Heterostelium album PN500, 150 nucleotides. RefSeq lists its product as uncharacterized. The transcript is spliced from 2 exons. The coding region runs from base 1 to 150 and encodes 49 amino acids. Lineage: Eukaryota; Evosea; Eumycetozoa; Acytosteliales; Acytosteliaceae. The record is from RefSeq and is a predicted model, not a curated record.